GGAUCUGGAAAUUUGAUAUUUUAAGCAUACAGUAUUGCACUGCUAACUUUCUCGUCAUGCGGCUUGGACUUCUUUUUCAACAGCGCUUGAUAUAGGCUACUGAUCGAACUGGAAAAAAAGGAGGGAGCACUUUUGAACUUUAACUAAAAAGCAACACUACUUUUUGGGGGUACCCAGUGGUAAACCGACACUAUAAGGGAACAACGUGGAUAUUAUUGAACAGCAAAAAAAACUGAGCUGGGUUUUGAUAGUGUGCACAGACCGGCUACGGCGGGUCUGCGCGAUGCCUGAUUUAACUGGUAUUGUUCUCUGGGGAGCGAGCAUGCAUGGUAAUAUCGUGGAUCCUUAGCCCUCACGAAGAUAUUUGUCUAUUUAACCGUGGGAUAUUACAGCUCUUCAAACAUGGAUGUUACGGUUUCCGAACUUAUGGUCAACUUUUUGGAUUCCCCGCUGGUGGUUUGGGUGAAAACCUUGGGGCCUCUCGGUAACGGCUCGGAGGAUAAGCUGUCCGUGUUCAUGGACCUCGUGGAUGGCGUCUUCCUGCACAAGAUCAUGACACAGAUGACGAUGAGAAGUUCCUGACGGACCUCUUCGCACAGCUAACCGAGUAAGCGACAGACGACCACAAAAGACACGAACUGGUAAAUUUCCUGAAGGAAUUUUGUGCUUUUUCUCAAACAUUACAACCUCAGAACAGAGAUGCCUUCUUCAAAACAUUGUCAAACAUGGGCAUCCUUCCAGCACUUGAAGUAAUUUUGGGAAUGGAUGAUGUCCAGGUGCGCAGUGCUGCUACCGACAUCUUCUCCUAUCUGGUGGAGUACAACCCCUCCAUGGUGCGGGAGUUUGUGAUGCAGGAGUCCCAGCAGAACGACGAUGACAUCCUCCUCAUCAACCUGAUCAUCGAGCACAUGACUGCGACACCGACCCGGAGCUGGGCGGGCCGUGCAGCUGAUGGGCCUGCUGCGGACGCUGGUGGACCCGGAGAACAUGCUUGCCACCGCCACCUGAAAGACUCUGAGGAGAAGGAGGUGUUGGCCAAGCCUACCCUGACGGGUCGCCAGAGCCCCAGCUUCAAGCUGUCCUUCUCCAGCGCCCCCAAACCCAGCCUCACCGGUCCGCCCCCCACCAGCCACCUCCCAGGGUCGCCCGGGUCACUGAGCAUCGGGGCCAGGACCUCCCCACCAACGACAGCCAUCACCACCAAGAGCGGCCUGGUGGGCCUUGUCGAUUACCCAGAUGACGACGAGGAGGAUGAAGACGAUAUGGAGAACCAGGAAGAGAUUCUGCCCUUGUCCAAAAAGGCGAAGCUUAGCUCUUAACUUUUUCUCCCAUUCAGUCCUGCCCAGAGUGAGGCUCUGAUCUCUACCUGUCCAGCAAAGUGUCGCUUCCAAUGAUUGCGGAAAUGAUUGGGGGGGGGGGGGAAUGACGAGUAUUGAUAAACAGAUCAUCGCCGUCCACGUUCUCGUGGGUGCAAAGAGGUCCGAAGACGAACGAGCCCCUCCCCUCCGUGGACACGCCCGCCUCCACACGCAGUUCCUGAUACUCAAGUGCCAAUCGGACGAGCGAGUCGUGAAAGGAGGGGAGGAAUCGUGGGAGGGUGCGUUGCCCCUUUUCUCGGGAUGAAAUGAGAUUCAGCUUUCCUGCAGGUGGGGACUUGGAAGACUGACUCCCAAAAGAGAAUAUAGGGGGGUUAGGCCACACAUUCGAGGUUUGGGGGUGGGGGGUUCCCCUUUGGGAUGGACGGACACAGCCUACCCCAAACAGUGCAAGCCAGUCUGCUCGCCCUCGAAGAGACGCUGACUCAACUCCUCCCUCUUCCCUUUUCUGUUCUUUUUUUCAUCUCUCAUCUAAGCCCCCCCCCCCCCCCUUACGUACUGGGACCAGACUAAGAUGACCCAGAAGAUGACGUCCUUCACUAUCACUCAGCAGGAACCCCUCAAUAAAUGCCAGCAAAUUCUCCUUUCGUACAGCUUUCUUUUCUCUUUUUUUAAUGAAGGAGACCUGCCUUUAAUAAUUAUGACUGUCACCAUUCGCACUAGGUCAGGGUUUUUUUUUUUUUUUUUAAGCCUCUGUUGAGGAAUAAUUGAAAAGUAGUCCCUCUUUAAUCCCUUUAUUUUGUUUUGGCCUUUGAAACUGCAGACAUUGGAAACUUGCCCUCCCCUCUUCAUUAAAGAUAGUGGCGUUCUAGAUGUGAUAAUUUUGUCAUAUCUUUUGUUCUUUUUCUUCAUGAGUGUACGCUUAGUCAUUGGGGACCAUUAAAAGAAUCUUUGAUGUAAUAUAA
Anguilla rostrata (American eel) is the source of this 2281-nucleotide messenger RNA. RefSeq names its product serine/threonine-protein phosphatase 4 regulatory subunit 3-like. Bases 726 to 1319 code for a protein of 197 amino acids. Gene Ontology annotation, molecular function: protein phosphatase activator activity. The record is from RefSeq and is a predicted model, not a curated record. Gene Ontology annotation, cellular component: nucleoplasm; protein phosphatase 4 complex. NCBI's taxonomy places the organism in Eukaryota, Metazoa, Chordata, Actinopteri, Anguilliformes, Anguillidae. Gene Ontology annotation, biological process: DNA damage response; protein dephosphorylation. The transcript is spliced from 8 exons.